CCAGUGGACUUCCUGCAGGUCCUGCUGGUUCCAGAUCAGCUGAUUAUCUCCAUCACCUGUGGCUCUGAUUAAAACCCACACACGGACACGGAGCUGCUUCCUGGUUCUGUCCACGGCAGCACGAUGGAUCCACGGACACGCAGCUCCCUCUCCGCCAGCCGCUCCGUGUCCGUCCCGGUGGCGCAGAGAGGAGGACGGACCGAUCCGAGGUAACGGAGGAGGAGGAAGAGGAGGAGGAAGAGGAGGGGGAAGAGGAGGAGGAGGAGACCGCUGGAAGGAAGGCGGAGGAGGCGAAAUCCCGCGAGAAAAGGAGCCACAGAAAACGGACAGUUAACGCGCACCGAGCGGAGAGACGGGAGAGCGCGAGGAGCCGCUGCACGUGAGGUGCGCGAGACCCCCGGGGAGCCGAGCACGGACUAACCGGUAAUGCGGAGGAGAACCGCCGGGGCUUAGGGCGGUUUUAUUUCACCCCCACGGACACGGAGGACCAGGAGCUCCACGGAAAGAUUCACCAUGAAUCCCAUGACACAGCUCUACUACAAGAAGGCGACGUACUCGCCGUACCGUGACCGCAUCCCACUGCAGAUCGUACGAGCCGAGGUGGAGCUGUCGGCCGAGGAGCGAGCAUACCUCACCGCCGUGGAGAAAGGUGACUAUGCGGGGGUGAAACACGCCCUGCGGGAGGCCGAGGUCUACUACAACAUGGAUGUGAACUGUCUGGACCCUCUGGGCCGCAGCGCUCUGCUCAUCGCCAUCGAGAACGAGAACCUGGAGAUCAUGGAGCUGCUGCUGGACCACGGCAUCCACACAGGAGAUGCUCUGCUCUAUGCCAUCAGGAAGGAGGUGGUGGGAGCCGUGGAGCUGCUGCUGUCUCACCGGAGGCCCAGUGGGGAGAAGCAGGUUCCCUCUCUGAUGAUGGACAGUCAGUUCUCAGAGUUCACCCCAGAUAUAACUCCCAUCAUGCUCGCUGCUCACACCAACAACUACGAGAUCAUCAAGCUGCUCGUCCAGCGGAAGGUCACCAUCCCCAGACCUCAUCAGAUCCGCUGUGACUGUGUGGAGUGUGUGUCCAGUUCAGAGGUGGACAGCCUUCGACACUCUCGCUCUCGACUCAACAUUUACAAAGCUCUGGCGUCUCCGUCGCUCAUCGCUCUGUCCAGUGAAGACCCCAUCCUCACCGCCUUCAGGCUGGGCUGGGAGCUCAAAGAACUCAGCAAGGUGGAGAACGAGUUCCGUCAGGAGUACGAGGAACUCUCCCAGCAGUGCAAACGCUUUGCCAAGGACCUCCUGGACCAGGCCAGAAGCUCCAGAGAACUGGAGACCAUCCUGAACCACCGGGACAACGACCAGAGCGAGGAGCUGGACCCCCGUCAGUGUCACGACCUGGCCAAGCUCAAGCUGGCCAUCAAGUACCACCAGAAGGAGUUUGUGGCUCAGCCGAACUGCCAGCAGCUUCUGGCCACGCUGUGGUAUGACGGCUUCCCGGGCUGGAGGAGACGACACUGGGUGGUCAAACUGGUCACCUGCUUCAUCAUAGGACUGCUGUUCCCCGUCUUCUCUCUGAUCUACCUGCUGGCUCCAAAGAGUGCUCUGGGGAACUUCAUCAAGAAGCCCUUCAUCAAGUUCAUCUGCCACACGGCGUCCUACCUGACCUUCCUCUUCCUGCUGCUGCUGGCCUCACAGCACAUCGCCAGAACCAACCUGCACAUGCAGGGACCUCCACCCACCAUCGUGGAGUGGAUGAUCCUGCCCUGGGUGCUCGGCUUCAUCUGGGCUGAGAUUAAGGAGAUGUGGGACGGAGGCUUCACAGAGUACAUCCACGACUGGUGGAACCUGAUGGACUUCGCCAUGAACUCGCUCUACCUGGCUACCAUCUCUCUGAAGAUCGUAGCCUACGUCAAGUACAACUCGUCUCGGCCGAGGGAGGAGUGGGAGAUGUGGCAUCCGACGCUGAUCGCCGAGGCUCUGUUUGCCAUCGCCAACAUCUUCAGCUCGCUCAGACUCAUCUCCCUGUUCACUGCCAACUCCCACCUCGGCCCUCUGCAGAUCUCUCUGGGCCGGAUGCUGCUGGACAUCCUCAAGUUCCUCUUCAUCUACUGCCUGGUCCUGCUGGCGUUUGCCAAUGGUCUGAACCAGCUGUACUUCUACUACGAGACGAAGGCGUCAGAGGAACCCAACAACUGCAAAGGCAUCCGCUGUGAGAGGCAGAACAACGCCUUCUCUACGUUAUUUGAGACCCUCCAGUCUCUGUUCUGGUCCAUAUUCGGGCUGCUGAAUCUGUAUGUCACCAACGUUAAAGCUCGACACGAGUUCACGGAGUUCGUCGGGGCGACAAUGUUCGGGACGUACAAUGUGAUCUCUCUAGUGGUGUUGCUCAACAUGCUGAUCGCCAUGAUGAACAACUCCUACCAGCUUAUCGCUGAUCACGCCGACAUCGAGUGGAAGUUCGCUCGCACCAAGCUGUGGAUGAGUUACUUCGACGAGGGCGGCACGCUGCCUCCUCCCUUCAACAUCAUCCCCAGCCCCAAGUCCAUCUGGUACCUCCUCAUGUGGCUCCACAACAAGUUGUGCAGCCGAGGACAGCCGCCUGGAGACGACACGCACAAAUGUGAAAACCUGCGAGAGUUCACGGAGCGUCAUGCUGACAGCCUGAUCCAGAAUCAGCAUUACCAGGAGGUGAUCCGGAACCUAGUGAAGAGAUACGUGGCGGCCAUGAUCCGCAGUGCCAAGACGGACGAGGGGCUGACGGAGGAGAACUUUAAGGAGCUGAAGCAGGACAUCUCCAGUUUCCGAUAUGAGGUCCUGGAUCUCCUCGGCAACCGGCGUCCUCCCCGACGACACUACUCCUCCUCCAGCGAGACGGCUAAAGACGACGGCGCCGCGGCCUCCGAGGACGACAGCGAAUCGGGCGACGGCAGCGGAGGCGGAGUCGGCAUCCCGAAAUCGAAGAGCGUGACGUUCAUGACCCCGACGGAGGACGACACGGGGCCGACACCGACGCUCGGUGUGUCGGCGCUGGUUCGCUCCAUCUCUGGGAUGACCCGGAUAGAACGAGGCGGCGACAGCGAGGAGGGCGAGCUGGAGGAGGGCAUCGGAUGGGGGGAGGAGGAGGAGGACGAGGAGGGGAAACCAAAGAGCAACGGGCUGAAGACGACCAUCAUCUCUCCAUCCACCACCGCCGUCCUCCCCUCGCCGUCCUCGUCCUUCUCCUCCUCACUGUCCUCCUCGCUGGCUCGCACCCGGAGCCGCCUGCAGCGCCUCUCGGCUCCGGGGGCAAAGACGGACUCCUUCAAACGCCUAUCCUACCUGUUCUCCCGCUCCAAACGCAAAGCCCCGCCCAUGCCGCUGCAGUCCCCGCCCUCCUACACCAUCUCCGACGGGUUGCUCCGCCCCCUGGGCAGCCACUCCGACUUCGGACUCAGCGACGUGACUAGGAGCGACACUCACCUGAACGAGGUGGGCCGCUCCGUCGACAUUACCAACCCGGCGUUCUCCAGGACGAACGGGCGGGAAUCACUGCUGGCGCUGCCACCGCCGUGCCCCUGCCAAUCCCUGCACUGUGCUUCCAACAUGUCCGAGUCCAGCUCGCGCCUCCUGGACUCCAGCGAGGACGUUUUCCAGGGCGGAGGCGUGGGCGGAGCAGGCGAGGGCAGCGUGGACGGAGGAGGAAGCGGCGGGGUAAUGAUGAUGGGUGGGUGGGUGGGACCCUGUGAUGAUGUCAUAGAGGACAGCUGUGAGGUCAUAGAGGACUCUGUCACCACGCAGCUAUAGGAGACAGCCCACAGACAAGCUGCUUUUCUUUCUUUGUUUUCCAAAUGGCUGAAUUCACACAAGGAUGAAGAGAGGCGGGGAGAGAGGAGCGGGAUUCUGGCGGGAUCCGUUCUCGGACUCGGCUGGUCGGAUUCAACAUCCUGGAAUUCUGGUACGCCACAUUCUGAGAACGGAGCAGGUUCUGAGGGUCGGUUGUUGCGGACAGAGGGGAUCCUGAAAUGGCAGACGUUCAUGGAGACAGUUUGGGAAUUACAAUCCAUAGCCACCACUGUCCAUUCCUGUCAGUUCAAAACCAGCAGCGGGUACAGGUUAGCUACCAAGCUAACAUGCUAUAUCUCACCACUGCAUGACUUACUUUGGGCUAUCAAUACAAUUUCCAAUCUAACUAAACGGGGAGAGAAUCAUAACCACAACAGGAUAUCAAAUCGCCACUUACCCUAGCUAACCUGCUGCCAUCUUGGUACCAUCGCUAAGCAGGUAUUUUGGGCUAACACCACCAGACCCCUUACUGAUGACCUUUGAAAGGUCAGCAGGAUAUAAAAAACACUACUCAUACAGAUUCAGUAGUCAAAUCCAAAUACAAAAACGCCUAAAAAAUUUGGUGACUUUGCCCCAAAAUAAGAGCUAAAAGGCGUUGUCCUUCUACUAUACCCCUCACUGUCCUUUCCUGUCAGUUCAGUACCAAUGCCAGAUACUAAUUAGCUACCUAGCUAACAUGCUAAUGAGUCCUUAUAGGCAGCCAUCUUUGUGGGUAUUUUGGAGCCACAAGACAGACUCCUGUAGGAGGUAAUGGCUAGAGAGCUUUAAUUGUAAUAGAUGUACUUACGAAAGAGCUCAGGAGCUAACCUGCUGGUGUAAAAACUAGCUAGCUAUCUAACUUUAAAUCCCAUGUGAAAGGGAUUAACAGUCCAGGGGAGAUGUGGGAGAAUAAAUAAUCCUUUCGGGUCCUGGUCAUUUAUUUACGCCUCAGACAAGAUUUCAUCCAGAAACAGCAAAUAAACACAUCCAACGUCCAUAAAGCUGCUUAGAAAUGAUGGGAAAAGUUACAUAAUCGGAGAAUGAGGAUUUUUUUUUUGUUGGUUUUUUUUACAUCUUAUUCUGAUUUGGUGAAAUGCAGGAAAAGGAAAGAAGAUCUUAUCAGGUGGAAAAAAACAAAAUUCAUCUUCAGCUCUGCAAAGGAUUUAAAUUCCAGAUGAAGGUUUCUGGAAAACAUUUAUUUUGGGUGAAAAGUUACGUUUAUUAAAACUCACUGAGUCGAAGCAGGAAUAUUUAAAUCCCCUCUAAUAAAUAUCAUAUAAAUGGGUCUUUGGGGAGCCUUUCUGAGCCAUUUAACGUCAAACUCUUGCCUCUUUUCACCAAAAUCUUUCAAGAAAGAUUGGAAAUUACAUGAUCUUUUUCCUACAGUAUAAAUGAGAGAUUUAACAGUUCAUACCACAAUAAAGGUCAGUUUCUUUUUAUAAGCGCGUGUUCAUCUUAUUCCUGUUCAACUUUCUUCAUAAACGUCUGCUGUUUCCAUGCAGGAGGGCGUUCUAAAAAAGGACAAACAAAUUUUUCUUCUGUUCUCUGGGAGAUUCAAACACAUCGCAUGAUUAUUCUGGAAUCACUUGGAGCCAAAGCGACUUUUCCCAGAAAGGAAACACCGUCCCCCGUUUGGCUUCAACGCACGUCUUUCCCUUUAAGUAAACUUUAACGGAAUAAAAAUGGAAUUAAAUCCUUCAUUCAGACCCCUGGGAUGUGAGUGGAACUACCCUUUUUACCUUCAGCUGAGCGUAAAUGAACUUUCACUGGUGAAUGGAAUAACAAUAAGAUGAAGGAUUUAACUGCUCUGCUCCCUCUCUCUGCAGCAACAAGGGCCAAGGAACUUUAUUUUAUCCUACUCACAGUUAUACUAGUAAUAAUAAUAACAAUAAUAAGAGACUUGGAAUAAUAAUAAUAAUAACGAGGACUAUUCUGGUUUCUGAAGACUGUGUUUGCUUCUAUUUGAGUCGCCUGCGGUAUUCUGGCUUCUCGUUCAGCUCUUCCUUAAUAAGUACACUUUAACCUGGAGAAUAACAUUUAUAAUGGUGUUUAAUGUGAGGAGGAUGGAUGGAUGAUGGAUGGAUGAAUGAUUUAAUAGAUGAUGGAUGGAUGAAUGGAUGAUGGAUGGAUGGAUGAUGGAUGAAUGAAUGAAUUAAUUAAUGAUGGAUGAAUGAAUGUAUGAUGGAUGGAUGGAUGAUAGAUGGAUAGAUGAUGGAUAAUAGAUGGAGGGAUGGAUGGAUGAUAGAUGGAUGAUAAAUGGAUGAAUGAUGGAUGGAUGAUGGAUGGAUGGAUGAUAGAUGAUGGAUGAUGGAUGGAUGGAUCAUGGAUGGAUGACGGAUGGAUUCAAUUCAAUUCAAUUUUAUUUAUAUAGCGUCAGUUACAGUCAAAUUGUCUCAAGACGCUUUACAGAACCCAAAUGCCUGACCCCCAGAGCAAGCCCAAAGGAGACAGUGGCAGGAAAACACCCUUUUAACAGGGAAGAAACCUCGAGCAGAACUCGGCUCAGAUGGAUGGAUGGAUGAUUUAAUGGAUGAUGGUUGGAUGGAUGGAGGGAUGGAUGGAUAAUGGAUGGAUGGAUGGAGGGAUGGAUGGAUGGAUGAUGGAUGGAAGGAUGGACAAUGGAUGGAUGAUGGAUAAUAGAUGAAGGGAUGGAUGGAUGAUGGAUGGAUGGAGGAUGGAUGAUAGAUGAAUGGAUGAUGGAUGGAUGGAUGGAUGGAUGAUUUAAUGGAUGAUGGAUGAUGAAUGGAUGAUGGAUGGAUGGAUGGAUGAUGAUGGAUGGAUGGAUGAUGAAUAGAUGAUUUAAUAGAUGAUGAAUGGAUGAUUUGAUGGAUGAUGGAUGGAUAAUGGAUGUAUGGAAGGAUGGAUGGAUGAUGAUUGGAUGAAGGUGACCACGUGGAGGUCAGAUGGAUGAAGCUCUUUCUUUCUUUCUUUCUUUCUUUCUUUCUUUCUUUGUAAUCUGUUUUAAGGGAACUUUCUCCAGAGUUUCAUUCUGAUUUGAUUCUUCGUCUCAGAGACUUCUAGCAGGUUGGCAGGAGCAGAGGCUGAUGAAUUGUCCUCUGGUGAAUCUAUCAGCGGUGACAGUAGAGAUUUAUGCAUGCGUGAUGAAACCCACCGUUACGUGCAGACCCCUCCGUGUGAUGAGAGGCUCCUGGAUGAACUCAUCUGGUCUUUUUGUCUCUUUUUCAUCUCGUGUCCGGUCUCGUCCUCGUCUCGUUCAGCAGCAGAUCCACCUCCAGCCGUCUUGGCGACAGAAAGCUCCUCCAUGAAUCAGCGUCCUGAAAUGUCACGGCGUUACCAUGGAAACCCCGUCAGUCGAUCAGCAUCCUGCAACCAGAGCGUCCAGAACGCUGCUGGGCGUCACGGCAACGCUAGACGACGACAACACGUCAGCCUCAUGUCAUUCCACCUCCAGCCAGCAAGAGUAGAACCAGAUUCACAGAUCUAGAUCUAGAUCUGGUAGAAAAGAAGUGAUGCUAAAAGUUCUGGUGAAGGAGCUUAAAAAUGACAGAUUUAGUUAGAAAAGGUUCCAUCCACGGGAGAGAAGUUAGAAAUCAUCUUCCCACUGAGAUCCCAUCCCCAUCUUCAUCAUCAUCAUCACCAUCUUCAUCAUCACCACCAUCAUAAUCAUCAUCCUCAUGAUUUGACCUCCUGCAGGCAGCAUCUUGUCUCUUCUACAUUUAUUUUACAGCACUAACUCUGUCCCGUAUACCGUCUUUAUGCUGAUUUUUGAAAUAGAGCAGGUCCUCGGUUUAUGGCGUCUUCUACCUAUCUUCUUUCCACUUCUUAAAGCUGCUCCGUUCAGUAUUUCUACUUUAGCAAAGACAGAAACAGUUAAAGUGUAAUCUUGUGCUUCCAGAUUGUUGUGUUUUGUCUCUUAAUCCAGUUUGGAUGCUUCUGCAUUUGAAAAUAUGGAUUAACAUUUAAAUGAAGCUGUUAACGAAUCGAUGGUUAGAUCAGUUUUUUGUCACAGGUUGACAGAGGUUUAAUCGUUUCUAAAAACUGAAAACGAUGCUGUGUUCAAUCAAAGAAGGAAUUAAAGCAGCAGGUUUGAGAUUAAACCAGAAAUGUUGAGGAUUGUGUCAAAAAGAAAAGGCAGAGUGGAUCUUAAAUCCAAAAAUGUAAAGUUUAAGAGUGGAAGUUGCAUUUCUUUGGCUAUUUGUUUUGCACAAAGCUGACUGCAGUUCAGCUGAAAAACUGUAUUUUCUUUACGUUUUCAUGAAUGAGUUCAGAAUUUUUAGUUUUUAUAGAAUCUGUUUGGAACCAACGGUUCAUUUUAUAGCAGAUUAUAAAACAAGACAUGGAGAAUAAAGUGAGGAACCGCUAAAGCCUUCAUGAUCACCGGGAGGACUGAAAAUCUGCAGAUAUUCUGAGAAAAUAUCACAGUUUUAAGGAAAAAACGUUUUCAGAACCAUGAAAGUCAGAAGCUGCAUAAAAAAACACAUUAUGAGGCAAAGACGACAAGAAACUUUUUCUGUUUAGUGAAAUUACAGAUCAGACAAAUGACCUGUUGAAAACAACUAUAAAUAAUGUCAAUAAUCUGGAUUUUUUUAGAACAGAAAUUUAGUAUUUUACUAAACAUGAUUUGUUUAAUUUGUUUAAUUUUUUGACAACUAACCCUACAGCAAGUUGCAGAUGAGUAGUUCGAGGACUGUUGGAAAGAUGAAAAUCCAAAGAAUUUUUUAGUCUUUACACUUUCUGGCUCUGAUAGAUUGUGUCAUUUUGGCAUUUAAAAAAAAAUAACAUAACAUGCCUUUAAAACCCGCCGACAGUAACCUACUUCUGUUGAACUUUUUGACGUGGAAGGAUCAAAUUUCAGUUUAAAUCUGCCAACAUCCAGUUAAACCCUGAUUACUCUACAGAUAUUCACCUUUUAGCUCCAUUAAAGGAUCACAAAACUUAUCCAGAACGUUGUAUUUGUCCUCAAAUAUUCACUUUAAAUGACACACGAGGACACGUGGCUGCAGACGAAGCAGUGUUACCCAGGUAACCGCCCUGUGUGUGUCAUCGCCUGGUAACCACGGCCACCAGGUCAGGUGAUCAAUCAUAUUCUGGUCUGACUCCUAGGAGAUGUUCCUCAAACGUUUCACCUCAGAGUGAAACCGAGGGCGACGUUGUCUUUACAGCAAGAGACAAGUUUUAUUUUGAAAAAAACACACACACACACACACACACACACACACACACACACACACACACACACACACACACACACACACACACACACACACACACACACAAGAUGGAUAAUUAAUCACUGAUGGAUCAAUAACAGUAAAGUCUCUCUGAUCUCCAUGCAGUUAUUGAUCCAUCCAUAAUGAACAUGAUUGAUGAUUAUCGAUCAGAUUUGAAGACUCUUUUUCUCUGGAGUCAUUCUACAGAAGUUUUAUCAUGUUAAACACAUUUUGGGUAGUUUUGGACAAAUUUGAACCAAAGUUUAGUCGGCUUGGACGGGUUUUGGGUCAUUUUGGAGAAAUCUUGUUGAGGGGAAGCAUUUUGUUGAAGACCUCUCUUGAAUCAUUUCAGAGAACUUUUUGAUAGUUUUGGACACAUUUUGUCAUUCUGAACAUAUUUGGAGUCACUUUGACCAUUUUUGGAGCCAGUUUUUGUCAUGUUAGACACAUUUUGAGUAAUUUUGAAGAAAUGUGGACCAAAGUUUAGUCCGCUUGAGCAGAUUUUGAAUCAUUCUGGACAAAUCUUGGGUUUAGUCUUUUUAGACAGUGCAUUCUGGGUAAACUUUAAGGCUCAUAUCAGCAUGUGUGAUAGGACACGAUUCACUCUGGAGUAAAACUAUUUUCUAAUGUAGUCCCUUGACGUUGUUUCAUAUUUUUGAGCCUUUAUAACUUCAGAACAUGGGAAAAUUUCAGGGUGUAAAAAGUUAUUUGAGCAACAAAUACAUAGGAAUCUACCACAGAGUGAAUCGUGUCUAUCAGAUGAUCCUGGUAUCUGCUGUGUGUAAAAAUGCUCCUUUCAUUGUCAGAACUCUGACCUAAUUCAUAUAAAUGAUCCUCAGAAGGAAAGUCAGAAGGUAGAAAGUUGUGGUGUCACCCAUAAGUUUGUCGUCAGACAGAGAGAGUCUUCUGCCAGCAGCAACUCAUUUAAAGCUACAGACACUUAACCCAUUUAGAUAAAAUAGAUUGUUUUUAUUGGUUUCAAUUAGAUUUGUACGUUUAUUUUGAACAUUUCAACAUAAAAAGAAAACAAUAAAAAAAACGAAUAAGUUGCUCAAAAAGGAGCAGGAAGAAGUGGAAGCUCAUCUAAUCCCAAAAUGAUCCUGCUUCUUCAAAAUACGACCAUUUAUCACCAGUAGUAAUAAUAAUAAUAUAAAUACACCAAUAUGUCCAUCUACAUCUAUACAAAAAGGACAAAGCCUUUUAAAAUCAGAAGUUGUGGAUAAAUGUAUUAUCGUUGGAGCUAAAAGGAAACUGAUUCUGGAGGUUCUCUGAGUUCUGUGUUUGAGUCUCAGAUCUUCUAAGAGCAUGGAGUCACUUCAUGGUUUUUCUUCCUUCAUUACUGCUGACUAGAAUCUCCACAUGAUCUGUUCUUCAUCCAUGGUUUAGUGGUCUUCAUGUUUAGUUUUCCCUUUAGUGACGCCAUUUUUACCGUCUUUCAUUAGCACUAACAGAAUUAUUAUGGCGUUAUUUUCAGCUUGCUCUCUGUUCGAAUCCAUUUCUCAGAAACCAGACUCUCAAACAACCUUUAACAUCAUCCAGCUUUAUGUUGCUGGAGUCUGAAGACGGCCAGGACCAGGAACCAUAGAUGGAACUAAUUAAUGGUUUCUGAUUUUAAAAAAAGUGAAAUUUCAGACCUCCAUCAGCUGGUUUCACUUCUUUACUACAGUCGUAAAAAGGCCGUGAUCGUUUCCGUUCCUCUCAUCACACGGUGGAAACUCCUCCAGACAGAACAUUUAGGGUAGAAAGCCUCAUUCAGGUUCCCCUCUCAGCUUCUAAAGGGAUUUUUGAGCUUUAAAAUGAGACCCUGUCCUUGUUUUUCUGAGUUUUUAUGGAUUUCCACAUGGAUGAAUGUAUGACUGUGUUAUUUUUCUAGAUCGGACGGCUAGCGCACGUUGUUGACUCUUUAAUAAAGGCAUCCUUAGAAAAGUU
Molecule: messenger RNA, 10889 nt
Organism: Acanthochromis polyacanthus (spiny chromis)
Lineage: Eukaryota; Metazoa; Chordata; Actinopteri; Pomacentridae
Gene: trpc5a
Product: transient receptor potential cation channel, subfamily C, member 5a
Exons: 18
Coding region: 514-3771 (1085 amino acids)
Biological process (GO): calcium ion transmembrane transport; regulation of cytosolic calcium ion concentration; manganese ion transport
Cellular component (GO): cation channel complex; membrane
Molecular function (GO): store-operated calcium channel activity; protein binding; inositol 1,4,5 trisphosphate binding
Source: RefSeq, a predicted model, not a curated record